UCGCAAAAUGUCCUGAAUGCUUUUAGAUCGCCCUAACCUAUAACUGACGAGUGGUCAAAGAGAGAGUUGCGUUUGUACUUCCUAUAUCUGUUUAAAGAAUAAAACGAUAAAAUGCCGGAGAGUACUAAGACAGAAACAAAACCGGUCAAGGAGGUGAAGAAUGGGAAGGAAGACGAUAAAAAUGAACUGUCAGAAGAGGAUAAACUUCUGCAAGAAGAGUUAACUCUGCUUGUGGAGCGCCUGCAGGAUGCCAAUACCAAAUUGCACUAUCCUGCUCUGGAAUCCUUGCGCACGCACAUUCGUGCGUCGACAACAUCAAUGACGAGUGUUCCGAAGCCACUGAAAUUCAUGCGGCCCCAUUACGAUACUAUGAAAAACAUCUACGAGAAAAUCACGAAUGUAAAAUGCAAGGAAUUGUGUUCCGACAUUAUUUCAGUUUUGGCAAUGACCAUGGGCGAGGGUCGUGAGUGCUUAAAGUACAGACUUACUGGUUCGGCAUUGGCGAUUGGUGAAUGGGGACACGAAUACGUGAGACAUUUGUCAGGAGAACUAGCAGGAGAAUGGGACGAGGUGACGGGCGACGACGUCGAAGCAACGAACAAAAAGCUGAUUGCCCUGGUGCACGAGAUUGUUCCUUACAACAUGGCGCAUAAUGCAGAGACAGAGGCGUGCGAUCUGCUGAUGGAAAUCGAGAGGCUCGACCUGCUGGAACAAUACGUCGACGAAAGCGCGUAUCAGCGAGUGUGCCUCUAUCUUACGAGCUGUGUACCCUACGUAGCCGACCCAGAGAACAGCACUCUUCUUCAUGUCGCUUGUAAAUUAUACCGAAAGUUCGGACAAUAUCCACAAGCGAUUAGGCUGGCAAUGCAGCUGAACGAUUUACCACUCAUCGAAUCCAUCUUUAUAAACUGCAGGGAUCUUUCUAUACAGAAGCAAUUGGCCUACAUGUUGGGCCGCCAGCAGAUUUUCCUGGAAGUACACGAGUCUGCAAUAGAGGACGAUGAUUUAUUCGAAAUAAUGUCCAACUCACACCUGAAUAAUCAUUUUCUGAAUUUGGCGCGUGAGUUGGAUAUAAUGGAACCGAAAACACCUGAGGAUGUCUACAAGUCCCAUUUGGAGAACUCGCGACCACCCUUUGGUGGAGGACAGGUCGACUCUGCACGGCAGAAUCUUGCAGCAAGUUUUGUGAACGGUUUCGUCAAUGCCGCGUUCGGCCACGACAAGUUGCUGAUCGAAGACGGUAACAAAUGGCUGUACAAGAAUAAGGAACACGGCAUGCUGAGCGCAACUGCGUCCUUGGGCUUGAUUCUGCUGUGGGACGUCGAUGGUGGCCUUACGCCAAUAGAUAAAUAUUUGUACUCCUCGGAGGAUUACAUCAAGUCUGGUGCUCUACUAGCCUGCGGUAUUGUUAACUGCGGCGUGAGAAAUGAAUGCGAUCCCGCUUUGGCUUUAUUGUCCGACUACGUGUUGCACAGCAGCAACACGAUGCGCAUCGGCGCCAUAGUCGGCCUCGGAAUCGCAUACGCUGGCUCCAACAGAGACGCAGUGCUGAGUUUAUUGACCCCGGUGUUGAGUGACACUAAAUCGAGCUGGGAAGUACUGGGUAUGACCGGUCUUGCAUUAGGAAUGGUCGCUGCUGGCUCCUGCAAUGCCUACGUCACUACGGCGAUCAUGCACACGCUGAUGGACAAGUCCGAGUCCGAUCUCAAGGAUACGUACGCGCGAUUCCUCGCGCUCGGCCUGGGACUGUGUUUCCUGGGCAAGCAGGAGGCCGCGGAAGCGAUCAUAGCGGCCCUGGAGAUCGUCCACGAACCAUUCAGGUCAAUGUCGACGACAUUGGUGGAAGUGUGCGCCUACGCUGGCACAGGCAACGUCCUCAAGAUACAGCAUUUGCUACACAUCUGCUCGGAACAUUACGAGCCGAGCAACGAGAAGGAGGAGAAGAGCGAGCGCAAGGAUAAGGACAAGAAGGAAGAGAAGAAGGAGGAGAAGGAAAAGGAUCUGAGUUCCAGGCAAGCCAUUGCCGUUCUCGGCAUCGCCUUGAUCGCCAUGGGGGAGGAGAUCGGCGCCGAAAUGGCUUACAGGACCUUCGGCCAUCUGUUGCGCUACUGUGAGCCGGUGAUCCGCCGAUCGGUGCCCCUCGCUUUGGGCCUCAUCUCGGUGUCGAAUCCGAAACUGAACAUCCUGGACACGCUUUCGAAAUUCUCGCACGACAGCGACCCUGAAGUGGCUCACAACGCGAUAUUCGCCAUGGGCCUGGUCGGCGCCGGCACGAACAAUGCGCGACUGGCUGCCAUGUUGAGACAGUUAGCUCAAUUCCACGCGAAGGAUCCCAACAAUCUCUUCAUGGUACGCAUCGCGCAAGGCUUGACGCAUCUGGGUAAAGGCACGCUCACCUUGUCGCCUUACCACAGCGACAGGCAGCUGUUGAGUCCGGUUGCUCUCGCCGGUCUCUUGUCGACGUUAAUCGGUUUCUUGGACGUGAAGAACAUCAUCCUUGGGCGCUCGCACUAUCUCUUGUACACGUUAGCUGCCGCGAUGCAGCCGAGGAUGUUGGUGACGUUUGACGAAGAUCUGAAUCCACUGGCCGUGCCGGUGAGAGUCGGUCUCGCCGUUGACGUCGUUGGUCAAGCGGGCAAACCGAAGACUAUCACAGGCUUUCAAACGCACACCACUCCGGUGUUGCUAGCGUACGGUGAGAGAGCAGAACUUGCUACCGAGGAGUACGUACCACUAACGCCGAUUAUGGAGGGUUUCGUGAUUUUAAGAAAAAACCCAGACUUCACACCCUAGUCGCAAUACUCUUCUCUAUCGCCAAUGUACCUCGUAUUUCGAACUACUUAUAUAAAGCAGAAUGUAAUAAAGGCUUAUGUACUGUUCAUUUUGCGAAAGAUGUGACAUCCUCGACAUACAUCUCCCUUUGUCAGGAUCAAGAUACGUGCUAAUGCGCUUCUCGUCGCGCCACGCGGGAAGGAGAUUAAAGCAACAAUAAAAUUUCUUAUUUAAUAAUAAAAUACUGUGGUUUUAAUAGUAAAAAAUACUGAUACAAUGUAUAAAAUCUCGCUCGGCAUGAAUUUUGUACGCAGUAUACUUCGUGAAAAGAUCAAUACAAAAAAAUGGUAUAUUACAUUAAAAUCUUAUAACGAUAAUAAUAUGUUGGCAGAAGUUAGCUUCUUUUGUAAGUACCAGUCAAAACGAUAUACGGAUGUCUCACACAAUUAUCAUAUAAGUUACAUCCAAACGCUUUCUAUCCUUUACUAUCGUACUUUUCUUAACUGAGAAUCGUAGAUAUGAAAAGUCUUUCUUACAAUCAUGUAUUAAUCUGUUAAAAGUGCAUAUCGCGCGAAGUGCGUAUAAACAAAUGUAUCGUAUUAUGUCAAUAAAGUACCU
Messenger RNA from Ooceraea biroi (clonal raider ant), 3390 nucleotides. RefSeq names its product regulatory particle non-ATPase 1 (gene Rpn1). The record is from RefSeq and is a predicted model, not a curated record. Gene Ontology annotation, cellular component: proteasome complex; proteasome storage granule; proteasome regulatory particle, base subcomplex. Gene Ontology annotation, biological process: regulation of protein catabolic process; proteasome-mediated ubiquitin-dependent protein catabolic process. Lineage: Eukaryota; Metazoa; Arthropoda; Insecta; Hymenoptera; Formicidae. Gene Ontology annotation, molecular function: enzyme regulator activity.